Molecule: messenger RNA, 1388 nt
Organism: Sinocyclocheilus grahami
Lineage: Eukaryota; Metazoa; Chordata; Actinopteri; Cypriniformes; Cyprinidae
Gene: ptpn2a
Product: protein tyrosine phosphatase non-receptor type 2a
Exons: 6
Coding region: 356-1306 (316 amino acids)
Biological process (GO): peptidyl-tyrosine dephosphorylation; negative regulation of receptor signaling pathway via JAK-STAT; negative regulation of ERK1 and ERK2 cascade
Cellular component (GO): nucleus; cytoplasm
Molecular function (GO): protein kinase binding; non-membrane spanning protein tyrosine phosphatase activity
Source: RefSeq, a predicted model, not a curated record
GUCCACUGUUUGCAUUUAGCUGACUUACACUGAUGUCUCAUGUGGCCUAAAUACUGUACACAUUUACAUGCGGUUCUUCUUAUAUGCAAACAAAUUUGAUUUACACGUUUUCCCCUGUUUUUAUUGAAUUUGUGUUUAGCAUGUUGAACCCUUUUUAAUCAUCAUUUACAGCCUUUUUGUAGAACAAAGAAGAAUGUCUCAUAGAUUGUAAUUUAAUGUAACCGACGUUAAGGUUACAUUAAACAUAACCUUCUUUUGUAUUGACCAGCUUGUUUGUGCGUUCUCUAAUGUAAUUACAGAUACUUUACUCUUUCUGCAGGGCCCACUGAGGAACACUUGUGGUCACUUCUGGCAAAUGAUUUGGGAACAACGCUGCAAAGCAGUUAUUAUGCUUAACAGAGUUAUAGAGAAAGGCUCGGAGAAAUGUGCACAGUAUUGGCCAUCAAAGGAGGAGCGAGACAUGGAUUUUAUUGACACUGGGUUUAUGGUGACUCUGGUGUGUGAGGAUGCCAAACCGAAUUACAAAAUCAGACUGUUGGAACUUAAAAAUGGCAAGACUGGAGAAACCAGAGAGAUCUACCAUUUUCAUUACACAACGUGGCCUGAUUUUGGUGUGCCAGAGUCCCCAGCAUCAUUCCUCAACUUCCUUUUCCAGGUUCGAGAGUCUGGCUCAUUGGGGCCAGAGAACGGACCUGCGGUGGUCCACUGCAGUGCAGGAAUAGGAAGAUCUGGGACUUUCUCAUUGGUUGACACCUGCCUUGAUUUGAUGGACAAGAGGAAAGACCCUUCGUCUGUGGACAUACAAAAGAUUUUGUUAGAUAUGAGAGAGUAUCGAAUGGGCCUUAUCCAAACCCCAGAUCAGCUUCGAUUUUCAUAUAUGGCAGUCAUGGAGGGAGCAAAGAGCAUCCUCGGAAACUCAGCUCUACAGCAGAAGCAGCCUACAGAAUGGCAGGAACCAGAAGCUUAUUUGGUUUCAUCUUCUCAGAGCUCCAUCUUGAGUUCAGAGAAACUCAACGGACAGUCUGACUCUUGUUCAGAGUCACAUGAUCCAGGAAGAGAACAAGACGGCAUACAUUCACCAAAGGAAGAGCAUACAGAGUUAAAAACAUUAAGUUUAUGCAAGCUGAACCGUGAGGAGCGGAUAGCCAGCACGGCACAGAGGGUGCAGCACAUGAAGCUGAAACUAAGCGAUUCGGAGAAGACAAAAGAGAAGUGGCUAUUUUGGAAACCAAUUCUCCUAAAUGUCGGUGCUGGUGCAGCUGUAGCACUGGGACUGUGCAUGUGCUGGGCUUUUCUGUCCCAGUAAUGCGGUUUUAUCCCACAGAUUCCACUUCCUGUCUUUUAUUUUGCACAGGGACCCAAAUUAUGGUACUCAUAUUAGUAGGUGC